UGAUAACCAAACAGAAAAGAACGAUAUUAAUUGAUCAAAGUUUGAAUUCAUUGAGUUCGAUUUCUUUUACAUGAGAUUCAAUCUGAAUUAAAAAUCUUAUUGUGCUUUCAUCAUUGGUUUUUUUUUUUACACCUGGUUAUCGAUAACGUUAUCCAAUAAUCCAUCAACGAUAAAAAAAUGGCUCAAGUUAUGCUACCAUCAACUUCAACUAAGCAAAAAGGUCAAAAGCGUAUCGCUAAGAAAAAACCACCUCAAGAUGAAGAUAUUGAAAUUUCUAUUGAUCUACCGAAAGUUGUUAAAGAGACAGAAAUGAAACGUAAAAUUGAUGAGGAAAUGCGAGAUGAUGACUCGGAAACGGAUGGUAGUACCACAUCAUCUGCUUCCAGCGGAAAAAGAAAUCGUAGAAAUGAAACAGUUGCGGCAAUGGAAAUGGAUCUUUUCAAUAUACCAGGAAAUCGUAAUAAGCGACCUUCAUCUGAUUUCAAUGUUCAAAAUCAAUUCAGAGUUUCGGACAAUCUGGUUUUCUUCACAAGCUCAACUUAUAGUGGUAUCAGGACAGGUAAAAUUAGAAAAUAUUGGUUGAAAGACGGGAAGCAUCAGGUCUCAGCGUAUGGUGGCGAGAUGUUGAAAGCGGAUAUACCGAAAUUUGUAUCAUGGUUACAAAAACCUAUGCGACAUGGCAAGAAUGAUGAAUUGGUUGACUGGAUUAACGCUCAAUGGAACUAUUAA
Messenger RNA from Panonychus citri (citrus red mite), 729 nucleotides. RefSeq lists its product as uncharacterized. The transcript has 3 exons. The record is from RefSeq and is a predicted model, not a curated record. NCBI's taxonomy places the organism in Eukaryota, Metazoa, Arthropoda, Arachnida, Trombidiformes, Tetranychidae. Bases 178 to 729 code for a protein of 183 amino acids.